Molecule: messenger RNA, 391 nt
Organism: Gavialis gangeticus (Gharial)
Lineage: Eukaryota; Metazoa; Chordata; Crocodylia; Gavialidae
Gene: OGG1
Product: 8-oxoguanine DNA glycosylase
Exons: 4
Coding region: 107-391 (94 amino acids)
Biological process (GO): DNA repair; base-excision repair, AP site formation
Cellular component (GO): nucleus
Molecular function (GO): 8-oxo-7,8-dihydroguanine DNA N-glycosylase activity
Source: RefSeq, a predicted model, not a curated record
CGCUGAGGGGCUGGCCCGGCUGCGCGGCGUGCCCUACGCGGAGGCCCAGCGUGUGCUGUGCUCCUUGCCCGGGGUGGGCGCCAAGGUGGCCGACUGCGUGUGCCUCAUGGCGCUGGACAAGCCCGAAGCCGUGCCCGUGGACACCCACGUGUGGCAGGUGGCGCGGCAGCGUUACGGGCUGGAGCUGGGCACGGCCGCAAGGAGCCUGACGCCGCGGGUCUACCGGGAGACGGGUGACUUCUUCCGGCAGCUCUGGGGCCCCCGCGCGGGCUGGGCACAGGCGGUCCUGUUCUGUGCCGAGGUGACACGGCCGCAGGGGGCCCCGUGUGCCAGCGCCAGGCCCAAGCGGGGCCGAGCCUGUCACAGCCGCAGCCACCUGGGCCCCUCCUAG